AUGCUGCACUAUCACUAUGAUAUUGAAGGGUCAGAUGAUAGUAACGCCGACAUAUUCAAUCGAGGUGGAAUCGAUCGCGAGGCGCAAAAGCUUCUCGACGCUGUGCUGGCGAAAAGAACGGAACGAGAUAAAAAGGAUUCACGGGCUCCUAUCGUGUUUGUGUCUCAUGAUAUCGGCGGAACUAUCGUGAAGAAGGCACUCGUGAUAGCGGCUCUUAACCCGGCGAAAUAUGACGACGUGUUCGGCAACACCACAGUACUGAGCUUGAUCGGACACUCCGAGAACCCCGUCAAGUUCGUCGUCUUGACAGAAGGCCGCGACGAGAGACUCGAAACUCGUCUUUCAUCCCUCUCGCACUCCAUUAAUCUGGCAGACUUCGACAACUUUUCCGCAGCAGAAGUUCUAGCGAAGUCUGAGAUCAAAGACACGGAAAUCGUGGAUAAACACGUGAAAUGGCUUCUGAUCAACAAACCUGCACUGGCCUCAUUUGCAGACAAGAUCACAGAUCUUCUGGGUACCUGCGGCAGUGACUUUGGACUGGCCCAAACUCUCGUCUCCUACGCCGUCAAAUACUGGAAAGAACACUACAGACUCGCGGGUUCCUACAAACCAAAGGAACAAGCUCUCCACUUCUUCGAAAACCCGAGCUUGAGAAAUCUUUGGCAACAAGCGCUCUGGGUACUUUCCAAUCCGAUCACUCGAGUCAGCAAGAGCUAUUUAUCUGCUCUCCCAGUAGCUUCGAUCACCGGCCUGACUGAUCUUGUUGCUCAACAUGUGGAAGCUCAGCGUGGCUCGCCGACUUUUCCAGUCGAUGUCGACCUAGCCUUGGUUGAGGCUGCUUAUGGUGAGCACACCGCGGUCGCUCAGGCUUUACUUGACGCCACCGUCCACACUCACGGUGGUUUGAGUGACGCCAUUCUUGCGGCCGCGGCCACAGGCAAUGAAAUCACUCUUGGAUGUUUGAUCAUGGCAGCAGUUCGUCUCAGGGGCUUCAGCUGGCCACUUGGCUUAUUUCAAGGAGUUGCGUUGUUGGGCUUAUUUGACACAGCGAAGCUUCUCCUUACUCACAACAUCCCUAUCCCGCCACCUGGUGACUCCUAUGAAACUUCCAUACUUCAUUUGGCCGUUCGAGGCGGCAAUGCACAGGUGGUUAAGCUUCUGAUUGACGCAGGGAGCAACGUGGAUGCGGGAGUUGUUAAUGGUGAAUCUGUCAACACCACUCCACUCCACCAAGCAAGUCGCCAUGGCAACGUGGACGUGAUUCAGAUACUUCUGGCUGCAGGUGCCAACAUAGAAGCCAGGGACACGUACCAGAAUACACCUUUAAUCUGGGCAGUGAGAACCGGUAUGAUACAAGCCACGGAGACUCUGCUCGCGGCCGGGGCAGAUGUUGACCCGUGGAAAAUCGAGCCCGAGAAGGCCGAGCCUAUCAUAACGAGUAGCCGAGAGCCAGACAGCCCUUUGAUUUGGGCUGCUGAGUUCGGUCAUACUGAGUGCGCACGACUUCUGCUGGACAAAGGUGCGGACGUAAAAGUGAAAAAAGGAGGCAGAAGCGCGCUCUGGUUUGCAACACUCAACGGGCAUGUCGAAAUUUGUCGACAUCUGCUGGAGAAAGGCGCCGAUGUCAACGAGUCUUCGGAACAGUAUGGGACUCUGAUCGUGGAGUUGAUGGACCAGGCCGACCUAGACGCCGGUAAAGCUAUGGACAUUCUACGUCUGCUUGUCAAAUAUGGGGCCAACGUCAACGCCAUUGAUGCUUAUAUGGAUUGCCGGCGCAACGCUUUGUCUAGAGCAACGGUCGCGAACAGAAAGGAGCUGAUCGAGGUUUUGCUGGAAAAUGGCGCGCAACCGGAUCUCGGCGCGUACGCCGACUGUGGUGUUCUGCCCGAGCUUGGAACCGAUGUUGCGCAAACAGGCUUGUACACCGCGGUGUAUCAUGGCUACAACGAGAUCGCGAAGAUUUUAAUCGAACGCGGCUGCAACAUCCAUCUCACGGGCCAGGACAAAGCUAGUUCGCUGCACGCCGCCUACAACAACCCGGAGUUGGCCGAUUUCUUGUUGGAGAAGGGAGCUGACGUCAACGGUGUGAGUAAUUCAGGCACCGUGACACACCUGGCAAUCAGAUACUCCCAGAAAGAUGUUCUAAAGGUGUUGCUGAAAUGGAAGCCCAACUUGGAGAUUGAGGACUAUGGCAUGACCGCGCUCUGUCUCGCUUGCCAAAAGCGCGACUCGGAAAUGAUCGAGCUGCUUCUCGAGCACGGAGCAAACAUAAACCACCGAACUCCAGACGACGAAUAUCCCCUCAAGCUCUGUUGUCAAUCCAACUCAGCCGACGCUGUAGCGACCAUACUAAGCUUCCGACCAGACUUGACGAUGACUGAUCAAGGACGAAACAGCAUACUGCACGACAUCGACCAGUUCAGUCCCUCCGUGGACAUUUACAAGAUGCUACUCGGCGCCGGUUUCGACAUCAAUGCUCAGAAUGCGGAUGGGGAGACCCCAGCAAUGAAGGCCGCGGAAAAGGGCGUCAUGGGCAUACUCAAGUUGCUGUUAGCAAGAGGAGCCGACACCAGCCUCUCAUCCGCCACACAUGAAAGCUUGCUGCACGUAGCUGCAUCAACCGGCAAUUGGGAGAUAUUCAAAGCCAUCAUAGACGCCGGCGCCACUGUACAUCUCACCAAACCGGAAGGUGUAAGAGAGACAUUGGUCUACAAGGCUGCAUCAGGCUACAGAUCUUCAGACCGACUGCAAAUGAUACAGUACUUGAUAGAGGAGGCCAAGAUGCCUCCCGACGAGCACUGCCCUCGAACCCAAUUCGAAUAUCCCCUUCACGCCGCCGCUUCUUUCGGGAACGACGAGAUAGUGGAAUACCUCGUUGAAAAGGGGGCUGACUUAGACGCCUCUGAUAUCAUGGGCAGGACUGUUCUUCAUAUUGCGGCAAAACAAUGCGGUGCCGGCGUGGUGGAUCUCUUGCUCAGUAAAGGGGCCGAACCCCUGAAGCAGACAAAUAUCGACAUGAUCCCUUUGCAUUUUGCAGCGGCGCACGAAUACAGACCCGAGGGACUGGAAACUCUGGUUCAAAAGCUUGGAGAACCACGGGUCCAGUCUCAAGAUGACCAGAACUCAGCGGAAGGCAAGGAGCCCCAAAUGGUCGCCGAGAAUCAGCAAGCUUCAGUGGACAUCAACUUCAAGGACCGAGAUGGCUGGACAGCGCUCAUGUGGGCUGCCAAGACCAAAUACCUCAACUUCGAUAUCUUGGAGCUUUUAUUCAGUUACGGAGCGGAUCCGUGGGUGCAGAGCGAGGAAAACUGGACGCCGUUGAAGAUAUUUCGCUUCCACGAACCAAUGAUCGGGACCUCCGAACAACUAGAGCCGAAGGAGAAGACGCGUACUCGACCCGACGGCACGAUAGAGGAAUGGGACGACGAGAUUCAGCAAAUCGAGCCAGGCGACUACCAACCCGGCUACCAAUGUAGCUACUGCAUGACGUACAUCUGCGGGAAGCGAUGGCAUUGCCUCGACUGCUCCUUCUCUUACGACCUCUGCUUUAAGUGCAUUUCAAGCAAAGAUUCGUUGCAUACCCAUGUCUACUCAGGACACACGUUCGAGGCCAUAGGAAUUGAGCUUUACGUUGGUCCCGACGAGAGUCCCGAAAGAGACGAAGGGCUUGAAACUGUUGGUGAAGAAGAUGAAAAGAGGAGUUCAGACGAUGAUCUUCUACAAGGCGAUGGCGAGACGGAUGACAUUUCCAAAAUCUUGCAACUAGAUGACGAGAACAACACCGACAGUGAUGGGGAUUAA
Molecule: messenger RNA, 3801 nt
Organism: Colletotrichum karsti
Lineage: Eukaryota; Fungi; Ascomycota; Sordariomycetes; Glomerellales; Glomerellaceae
Product: ankyrin unc44
Exons: 5
Coding region: 1-3801 (1266 amino acids)
Molecular function (GO): zinc ion binding; protein binding
Source: RefSeq, a predicted model, not a curated record